This is a messenger RNA of Auanema sp. JU1783, 1278 nucleotides long. The record is from the annotation of a GenBank genome assembly. NCBI's taxonomy places the organism in Eukaryota, Metazoa, Nematoda, Chromadorea, Rhabditida, Rhabditidae.
AUGCCAUCGACACCAUCCCGAACAGAACUGGCAUGGCUCUUCCCCAAAGAGAUUUCUACAACGACAUUAUCGAGCACUGUAUCAUACUCAUCAGCCCUUAGUUGGUCAUUCGUUGCUGACCAUUCACUAUUACUUAUUGGAAUUCUUUUUAUGAUUGUACUAGCCGUUUCUUUAAUAGCUGUUCUCAUUCAAUAUCAUUGUCAACGAAAAUCUAAAACAUCUUUAGCACACACUCCAUCUCAGUGGACAACAUGUAGCACAGUCAGCUCAACCUACUCAACAUGUGGUUUACUUCAACUGAUUGGUUCCGAUCUUCGACAAGCAUUGAACGGAUUCCUGUUACCUUCAGAAGCUAUCGUACUUGAAGCAAUUGUUGGAAAAGGAUAUUUUGGAAAUGUGUAUCGAGGCAGGAUGCGUGAUCCAAUGAAUAGAUUAGUUCCUGUUGCUGUUAAGACGCUAAAAGGAGAACAUUCACGUGAUAUUGCACAUAUUGAGAAGUUCUUACGAGAAGGAGUCAUCAUGAAGCAUUUCGAUCAUCAACAUGUACUAUCUAUUCUUGGAAUUUGCAUAUCACCCAGCGGCACACCAUGGGUUAUACUACCAUUUAUGGAAGGUGGAGACCUUAAAACUUACAUCGCCGAUCCAAAUAGGUCGUUAUGCGUAUUAGAGUUACUUGAUUUUGCCUAUCAAGUAUCUCAGGGUAUGGCAUAUCUGGCUGCUCUUCAUUUCGUUCAUCGUGAUUUAGCUGCCAGAAAUUGCAUGAUAUCUUCUGAUCGAAUAGUGAAAGUAGCAGAUUUUGGUUUGGCAGUUGAUCUUUUAGACAAAGAGCUUUACAUCGAUGAAUCGGAAACGGGACCUGCUCGUCUUCCCCUUAAAUGGCUAGCGCCGGAAUCAUUACGAGAUCGAAGAGUAUUUAAUGCUUCAACCGAUGUGUGGUCUUUCGGUGUUUUAUUAUGGGAAUUAAUGACAAGAGCCGCUUCUCCCUAUGGGGAUAUUUCAAAUAUUAAAGUUCGUCAAUAUUUAGAAAAUGGCUUAAGAUUACCACAACCAACGCAUUGUCCUGAUGUAGUAUAUAAUUUAAUGCAAAGUUGCUGGCGCUCUGAUCCUAUGGAACGACCGGACUUUGCUUUUCUCAGUCAUCGCUUACGUACACUACUUCAGGAACAUAGCCCUGAACCAUUUAGUGGCCGUGUAAGGCCGGGAAGUGAGCCAUUCCUGUUGCCGGUUUUACCUGGUCGUCUCUUCACAAAUUAUUUUGCUAGUCAGCUUCAUCGUUAA